Messenger RNA from Aphanomyces invadans, 1197 nucleotides. RefSeq lists its product as hypothetical. The record is from RefSeq and is a predicted model, not a curated record. Gene Ontology annotation, molecular function: calcium ion binding. Lineage: Eukaryota; Oomycota; Saprolegniomycetes; Saprolegniales; Verrucalvaceae. The transcript is spliced from 3 exons. Bases 67 to 654 code for a protein of 195 amino acids.
GCGGUCGACGGUUUCAUGCGGCCGCACCAGUUACACUUUUGACGGUCGUUCGCGGUGUUGGACGCGAUGGCGGCGACAGACACCCACGAGACGUUGGAAGAGCACAUGCAGCUGCAACGCGUGUUUCGCAUCUUGACGAUCGACAUCCCGGACAAGCGUCUGGCUCGAAAGUUGCAGGCAGUCGAGGCCAAGCUCGCCGAGCUCUACCACGGAUCACUGAGCAACACGUCGUUGGAUGGCAAUGCGCACGAUCGAAACCCGCGCGAAACGAAGCGACUGGAAGACAUCAAGGCAGCAUACGUGGCCGAGCGCAACAAGUUGCACGGUACCCAAGACGAAUGGCCCACGACGCAUCGAAUCACCAAGGACGUGCUGGCGGACGUCCUCGAGAGACUUGGGAUGCCGUUGAGUCCGAACGAAGUCGACGAUCUUGUGUGGGAAGUCAACGACGGCUUGGAUGGCGCCGUGUCGUGGGACGAGUACAACCGGUCGUUCCUUCGUUGCAAGCACGACAAGACGUACCUCGAGCCGACGUUGCUCUUCCACAUGACGUGCUUCAUCAUGUACGACCGCGAGUGCACCGGCAAGGUCCGAUAUGCAGACGAGUCUUUCGGAGUGGCUCUCGUUCAUCGCGGUGCAGGUAUCGAUGGAUGACGCAAUGCACAUGCUGUUCCUCAAGUACGGCAACCACAUGGAAGCGGAAAUGGAAGCGCUAUUUGGCAAGCAGCUGCGCGACGACGAGUUUGUCCUGACGCUCACGUUUUCCCAGGCAGUGUUGAUGGGUCGUUCUGCAUGACUCAAAACGCCUUGUUCGUUUUGUAGUACGUCGAAGCGCUCGAGCGGCGUCGCAUUGACCAGAUCGAUCAAUUGGGGCUCUUGGGCAAAGUGGGGGCGAAACGACAAGCCAAGGCCACUCAAGCGCUACCUCCCCCUCAUGAUGCUGCCACGAAUGCACAUUAGAAUGGUCCGCGACAUGCAAUGACAUCGAAGCAAACGGAUUGCAAUCAUCCGAGACACCCCAAACCAACCUAACAUGGACUCGCACGAGGUCGUGGACGCAAACGCGGCACAUAAAUAGUUUGGGACGAGCACAUAUUUUUUCCACAAAGUUGGUGGCCGGGAAUGCCGAGCUCACAAAGAUGUAAGCGAAUGAUGCUGCAAUGUAUUGUGCUAUGCAUGCCAUCUCUUUACCUCGAA